This is a messenger RNA of Ostertagia ostertagi, 852 nucleotides long. NCBI's taxonomy places the organism in Eukaryota, Metazoa, Nematoda, Chromadorea, Rhabditida, Trichostrongylidae. The record is from the annotation of a GenBank genome assembly.
AUGCGUCGUCCGCUGAUCGCGCUCGAACUCGCAAGCCUUUUCCAGCUAGUGCUUCUCGUCACCCAUCAGGAUUUUCAUCCACUCCUUGAAGCACCGCUGAAUUUGCCCGGAGUGCGACUACGCCUAUUUCCUUCUGGUGUUGCCUAUCUCUCUCAGAUCGCCAACAAUAUCCUCGCCGAACAGCUGCCUCGCAUCAACAUUCCAGAUGUGGAACAUCGUCUUCCUGGUGAUCAAGGAGGCAAUCUUCAUAUCACGGAUCAAGAUCUCAAGAUUCGCCGUGCCGAAAUUCAAGAUGUCUCAACGUCCGCUCCGAAUCGAAUCAUGUGGAUCAUGAAGAAUCUCGAUCUCGGCUUCAUCGGAGAUCUGAGCGGAGCCGUCAACAUCGUGGUCCCUUUUAAUCUGACAGGUCAAGCUGAAAUAGAACGAGCUCCUAAUGGCUCCGCACACAUCAGCACCAUCUCCUGCCACUCAACAAUUCGUGCCGUCGAAGUCAUUAACCAUAACGGAGGGCUGUUUGGAUUGGCUGUAACUGUUUUCAAACUGGCCGAAGUGCAAACUCGAAGUCCGCUAAGCGAAGCGAUUGAGACUAAUGCUAUACGAGCAACGAAACUCACUUCGGCCGUCGGAGGGGCAAACAUUGAUAAUCGGCUGGGAAGCACGCUCAGAGAAGAUCCUUUCUGUGGCACGAAUAUGGUGGAUCUCGCGUGUGCAGGAGAAAUCUCGUACAAAGGCCUGGGUGGGACGCCAUUUGGACCACCACCGAUCGCAUGGCUUCGCUCCCAAUCAGAUACUCACAUGUUGAUGCUGCAGAUCUCCGACUAUCUGCCUAAUUCCCUCUUCUACCACGCUCAC